CCGCCGCCCCGACGACGCCCUCCCGCUCCGACCACAGUCACUCUCUCACUGUACUCACCGUAAUAUCAAUCACCCACCACCACCACCACAAACACGCUCUUUACCGGUUCGCCGGAGCCAGAAACGAAUAUCCGAAACUCCUGAAACAGCAACAGCAGCGGUCGCAUCAUCAUCAUCACCAUCCUCAUCUCAUACUCACCACAAGAGCGACGCGUGAGAUUUAACAGACUGACAACUGCCACACGCGCGAUACCAAUGCUUCAGCAGUCGACGUCACAGUAGGAGCCCUCCUGCCUGUUUGCGAACUCACAUCGCACCGCACCGCAUCACCCCCCGAGCUCGGUUUCCUCGCCUAUCUCGCCAUUGCCAGAACAGUGCACCGCACCGCCAUUAGGCACCACCGCGGCCGCGCUACCAAGAGAACUGAGGAGCGGUCAAUAUGCACUCCAAUAUGGCCCUGAGUGAGGCCUACCGGAAAAAGAUCAAACGUGCAGCAGAUGGAAUCGUGCAGGAGGCUACGAAUGUCAUGGCGAAGCGGAGCACCACCAGCAGCAGCGCCAAGGCGACGUGUACUGACAAGAACCUGUGCGAAACGCCCGCGAAGCAACAGAAUGUGCAGAAUAUUGCUAUUGCCAUGGGUGUCAUCGUUCCUUUAGUCAUUGCUGCUGUCAUCCUCGCCGUCUUGCACCGCAGAAUGCGCACGAAGCAGAAGCAUGAAGACUUGCAUGACCCGCAUAAGUCCUUGGAUUUUGGCAUGGACGGCGUGGAGCCAGCCUAUGCGAAAUCGAACCGAUCCAAGAAUUCAAAAAAGCAGCAUCCUGAGAUGAGCGUGCAGGAGAUCAGCGGCCAUGGACGGCCAAAGCGAACUCCCGGGCUGUCAAUGGACAUGAACAUUGGCAGUCCCUACAUGCUACCACCGGGACUCAACGGCUCCCACGAAUCGAUACAUAGCUUGGCGAGGACGCAUGAUGAACACGAUCCAUAUCGGCCUGUGACCCUGAUGCGACCUUCCACCGAUGGCGGGUCCAUCCGAACGGGUCGCUUCCAGGGCGACAACGGCUCGCUGUAUUCCAUGUCCACAGGACAUCACUCCACGCUGCAAGACAAAGCGGGGCUGCUCGCUCACGCUCGCCCCAUGUCUCAAACCGUGCUGGAGAAGCGAGCAGAUUCAAUGUCACCGCGAGAGAUCACUACCUCUGGGGACUUGCCGCUACCUCGUCAAAAGAACGGCUCGAUCAGCCGAAGUAAUGUGCCUCCCGCUAUCCACAACCCAGGUCCGGACAAGAGCCUCCCCGGAAUUCUUGAAAAGGAACUUCAGGUCGCCCCACGCGAGGCUUUGCCUUCUCCUUCGAUCGUCAUCAACGAGCCUACGGUUCCUGAGCCAGUGGCCAAGCAGCUACCACCACCUCCCCCUAGGAUGUCCAGCACCACUGCUUCCACUUCCUUCAACUCCAGAGGCGACUCUAUGCUGACUGCUGAUCAAUCCAGCCGACCAGAGUCCAGCAACUAUGGAGACGACGAGCCUGCUGCUCCUGUUUCCAGGGCGCCUCUUCACACCGUGACAGUCACCGAUCACGAUGCACCGUACGACAUCGAUCCGAUGAUGAUCUACACGGAGUAUGGUAACGAGGAUCCGACGCCUGCCAGUGCAUUCUCUGAACGCAAACAAAGUCUGGCUGCACCCAUCGCAGCUGGUAACAGGCUCUCUGUUAUGGGCGUCAGGCCGUUACCACCUGACGUGCCCGAGGACAAUCCCGAAGUCCGCGCAAAUAGAAUUCGCUCGUUCUACAAGGAGUACUUUGAUGACAGCAAGCCACACCCUGCGAAUGCGCAGUAUACCGAGCCUGGCUACGUGUAUGAUGACAGCUACCUGGACGGUGUAGUGUACGAUCCAGCCAGCGGUGGAUAUUACGCGCAGGAGCAGCACCCAAAGCCAUGGGCACAAGGCCCUGCUCGAAGAGCCAUGACGCCGCCACCCCGCGCCAGACCGCGCGUGAGCGAUAACUCGUCCACCGGCUUCCAUUACCACUCGAGACGCCCAUCACUGGCAUACUCGACCAUGUCCGGUGGUGGACCCAGAGGACGACCCAUGCCCAAGAAGGUGCUCCCACCUCCGAAAGCACUCAACAGUCUGCCCACACCGCACAAACUCAAAGAGGACGACAUGGUCUUCAACUCGAUGGACUUUGCGCCGCCAAGCUCGUUCCGUGAGCUGCAGAAUGGUCGACGACCAGACUCACCUUUGGGCGUGUCACGACCAUACAGUCCGAGCGUGCGUGCUUUCACGCCAUUGGCAUCAUCUUUCGACGCGUUAGACGUGCUACCAUCCCCUCACCAUCUGAGAAGAUCUGGAACAUUUACCGCCUUGGACUUUGCACCACCAUCCAAGAUCCGUGAUCCGGCUGGAAAUAGCGGAAGUGAUGCUGGCAGUAUACGCAGCAAUCGCUCGGGUAUUUCUGCCAUGCAGCAACACGCCGUUCGAGAUGGCGCCUAUCGUGUAUCGCGUAUACCGAAAGAGAUGGUCACCACGAGAGACGACCUCGCCACACAACUCCGUCCCAAGAUGGACUUGACAAGCUAUGCUUAGAACUCGAGUUUGGAAAGCGACCUUUGCCAUUGCCCAUAACGAGCGUUACGAACCACCAUUGCAUUUAGACUCGGCGCGACAUCAUUGCAUCAUGACCCUAGCCCUGCGUAGUGCACACAGCUGCCACGGAAUCCUUUCUUCACUUUUGCUUGCAACACUAUAGAUGUCAUGCGGACCUGGGGUCUGGGUGGGGUUUGCACAUACACAACCAGCGACCCAGUCUUACACGAACGCUGGGACAUAUUGAAUUCUUUUCUUGUCAUUCAUUUGAAAACUGCAUUAGAAGAUGGCGGGAUGAGGCGCCUUUUUUUUCCUCGGGGCAUUUUCUGGGGAGGGAGGCGGCAGUACCUGUCGUACACAACCCACUACCGUGUGCGAAGGUGAGAAGGGAAGCGGGAAGGCGUCGAAACAUAGAGAGGAUUAAUGUUUGAGCGGUAUUGACAGGUAUUGUUUCCUGAUAUAUGGGAGGAUCAGGAGCGCUGGAGGAAGAGAAUACGGGGGAAGUGGAUGGGGAAGUGUACAUAUCGGCCCCCCGAGGCUUGCCAUGGGGCAGUCUGGGAAAGUCCACACGAAAAUGAAAGUAACAAUUCAACGCGUUCCUCUUUCAGCGAAGCUUAUAUCGUACCUCCCUUCUAUCGAUAGCAUGGUCCUGAUCCUGCAGCAUGCCGAGGAGUUGCAUCACAGAAGGAGAAGGAGGAGGAGGAGGAGGAGAAGAGAAGGAAAAAGCUCAGUUCGUGGAAUGAAACGACCUCAGUAAGUUCAGUUUCUACCUAGGUACCUAAAUUUGACAUUACUGUCAAAAUUGGGUACGCCAUAGAGAGGCCGAGGCAGCCUGAGGCAAGGAACU
This is a messenger RNA of Sphaerulina musiva SO2202, 3434 nucleotides long. RefSeq lists its product as uncharacterized. The transcript has 2 exons. The record is from RefSeq and is a predicted model, not a curated record. Lineage: Eukaryota; Fungi; Ascomycota; Dothideomycetes; Mycosphaerellales; Mycosphaerellaceae. The coding region runs from base 440 to 2587 and encodes 715 amino acids.